Messenger RNA from Penicillium manginii, 1668 nucleotides. RefSeq names its product fungal specific transcription factor domain-containing protein. NCBI's taxonomy places the organism in Eukaryota, Fungi, Ascomycota, Eurotiomycetes, Eurotiales, Aspergillaceae. Bases 1 to 1668 code for a protein of 555 amino acids. Gene Ontology annotation, molecular function: zinc ion binding; DNA-binding transcription factor activity, RNA polymerase II-specific; sequence-specific DNA binding. The transcript has 4 exons. The record is from RefSeq and is a predicted model, not a curated record. Gene Ontology annotation, biological process: positive regulation of transcription by RNA polymerase II; DNA-templated transcription.
AUGCAUCCCCGGAAAAUUGACGUCGAACCAAUCACAAAUACCGGUGGGAACUUGUCCCAUAGUGCUCUCCCAAGCUACGUAGAAACUUUGAAGCGGAAGCGUGACAGCCUACAGACUCAACUCCGUCGACAACGGCCACGUUAUGAGCCGAAUACGGAGGAAUCAAAUAUCCCGCAAGUUCAACUCUUGAGAGGUGAGGGGGACGAAAGGGAGCAGGAAACAACGGAGCAUACCGUUGAGGCUGCCAUGGGCGAAAUUGGCUUCUUGUCGCGUAGCGCCAUGGCGGAACCGCGUGAUGGCCGUGGUGAAGCUCCCCAAGAACUCGCCAUGGGGCGAAUGGUGCGCGCGGCACUCGCUAUCACCGGGGCCAAUCCAUCUGAGUCACGGAUAGAUGCUCUGCAACAAGCAGUCGGGGGCAUGACCGAUCAGCCCUUUUCACUCAAGAAACAUCUGGCGUUACCAUUUGUUUCUCGCUUUGUCCAGACCGUAGGGGCCCGGUUCCUCCACAUCGAUUCCGCAACUAUCUGGGCAGACUUCGAAGCAUUUUUCGAAGAACCUGGGCUAUUGGAUAGCCAAGAACUUUUAUCGGAUCCGGCUCGGUCAUUUAAUGUUUACCUAUCAAUAGCCACGGGGAUGCUGCUUUCUCCGCAAUCGGCCAGCCUUCAAGGACUCUCUAGUAGCAUUCAUGCCACUGCAGUGAAACUUUUAGGCACAAUCCUACAAUCGGAAAGCACCGAGAAAAUUCUCAGUUGCAUGAUAUCGAUGGUUUUCUAUUCUGUUUACGGCUCACUUGGAGGGUCGACUUGGCAUCUGAUUGGGUUAGCAAUGAAAAGAGCAAUUGCUGCAAGAUUCCACCGAGACCCACAUAGUGGUAUUGUUGUUUCUUCAGAAGCAUUAACCAAAAGACGAAACAUAUUCUGGAGCUUGUAUACUCUUGAUCGAGACAUGAGCGCUAUAAUGGACCGUCCGUUCAGCAUCGAGGAUGAAGAUAUCACGGUCGUGCCUCCAGACGAGUACCUCGCCAACACAUCAGAUGAAAACAGUCUCGCCCUUCACACUGUGACACAUGCUAGGCUGAUAUCUUGUAUAAGGAAUAGUCGUUCCGAAACUUUGAGUUUCCAUUACAACAACCUCGCCUACUGGAAGGAUCUUGCACGGGAUCAAGACACAAGCCCGCUAACAAUACAUAUAAUGCAAUUACAGUGCAGAGCUAUAGUUGAAAUUCUGAAGGCGAGGGGCUCUGUCUCUAUCAGUCCAAGCCUGGUUUGCAGUUCUGUGGUAAUGCAGAAUGACUUCGUAAGAAGUUGUGCCGAAUACAUACAAGAAGCAUACCGGCAAUCCGACCUUGAUAAUUUUAUUGGAGGCACCGUGGAUGCCUAUGACAUAUUCGCGGCUGGCAUUGUCAUAUUAUGUCUGCGCGACAAGUGCACGGAAAUUUACCAAGAUCAGCAAAUUUUCAACCAAUGCACCACUCUCCUAACCUUACUGGGUGAGCGCUUUCCUGGGUUGAAGGGGUUUCGGCGUGCACUAUGGAAUCUAUCCAAUGCGGUAGUGCCCAGCAAUUCGAUACGUGAAUCUUUGAUCGCCGAACUACCUCCGAUAAUUCCUGCUGGUAUCCGGGCGCUCAUCUUUACUGUCUUGUCUGGAGAUGGUAUGGGUUCCACUUGA